This is a messenger RNA of Mugil cephalus (flathead mullet), 1467 nucleotides long. It is a transcript of the gene hpda, whose product is annotated as 4-hydroxyphenylpyruvate dioxygenase a. The transcript has 14 exons. Gene Ontology annotation, cellular component: Golgi membrane; endoplasmic reticulum membrane. NCBI's taxonomy places the organism in Eukaryota, Metazoa, Chordata, Actinopteri, Mugiliformes, Mugilidae. Gene Ontology annotation, biological process: L-tyrosine catabolic process. Bases 74 to 1261 code for a protein of 395 amino acids. The record is from RefSeq and is a predicted model, not a curated record. Gene Ontology annotation, molecular function: 4-hydroxyphenylpyruvate dioxygenase activity; metal ion binding; lactoylglutathione lyase activity.
UACUCGCUGUCAGACCAGGCACUGAUUUUUGAUCUGUCUCUCCUCCGAGUGGAAGCCCAUCUCCAAUCACAACAUGACAAGCUACACAGAUAAGGGUGAGAAGCACGCAAGGGGAAGAUUUGUGAAGUUUCAUCACAUCACCUUCUGGGUUGGCAAUGCCAAACAGGCCGCCUCGUUCUACUGCGACAAGAUGGGCUUCGAGCCUCUGGCCUACAAGGGUCUGGAGACCGGGAGCAGGGAGGUAGUGUCUCAUGUCAUCAGACAGGACAAGAUAAUAUUUGUGUUUGAAUCGCCUCUAAAUCCUGGAAAUGAAGUGAUGGGACAACACUUGAUGAAGCACGGAGACGGAGCCAAAGACAUCGCAUUCCAAGUGGAGGAUUGUGACUUCCUAGUCAAGACAGCCAAGGAGCGAGGAGCUGUGGUCGUCAAGGAGCCCUGGGUGGAGCAGGACAGCCACGGGAGGGUCAAAUACGCCGUGGUUCAGACGUACGGCGAUACGACACACACACUGGUUGAGUACCUUGGACCCUACAAAGGCCCUUUCCUGCCCAGCUACAAAGAACCUCUGUUCAGGGACCCUCUGUUAGCCAAACUUCCACCAUGCGGUUUGAACUUUAUCGAUCACAUUGUGGGAAACCAGCCAGAUGACCAAAUGGUGCCAAUCUCAGACUGGUAUCAGAAGUGUCUGAUGUUCCACCGGUUCUGGUCAAUAGAUGACAAGCAGAUCCACACGCAGUACAGCGCGCUGAGGUCCAUAGUGGUGACAAACUACGAGGAGACCAUUAAGAUGCCCAUCAAUGAGCCUGCCAUGGGGAAAAAGAAGUCCCAAAUCCAGGAAUAUGUGGACUACAACGGGGGCCCGGGCGUCCAGCACAUUGCCCUCAACACGUCAAACAUUAUUCAGUCCAUAGUGAACCUGCGUGCCCGAGGGAUGGAGUUCCUCGCAGCGCCCGACACUUACUACGAAUCCCUGCGGGAGAACCUCAAGACUGCCAAAAUCAAGGUGAAGGAGGAUCUCGACCGCUUACAGGAAUUGAAAAUCUUAGUUGAUUUCGAUGACAAGGGCUACCUCCUCCAAAUCUUCACUAAGCCUGUGCAGGACAGACCGACGCUUUUCUUGGAGGUCAUUCAGAGGAACAACCACUUUGGCUUUGGGGCAGGAAACUUCAAGUCUCUCUUUGAGGCCAUUGAGAAGGACCAAGACGCCAGGGGCAACCUCACUCUGCUGACACCCCAAGGGCAGGCCAAAGCCUUCUACUGAUCCUCUGACUGCUGCUGCCAAACCGCCGAGACUGUUAAAUAUGGCUGCAGAUUUCAGAUCAACAACACCAACCGCAACUGCAGUGCAUCAAACACAUAAGCAGAGUGUUGAAUAUCUUCAUGUGACAAGCUGCUGGCGUUAUCAGAUAUGCUUUAAGCUGUCACUAGAUUGCACAGUGUUUGGCUAAAUAAAGAAACUCAUGUUCA